Molecule: messenger RNA, 1329 nt
Organism: Striga asiatica
Lineage: Eukaryota; Viridiplantae; Streptophyta; Magnoliopsida; Lamiales; Orobanchaceae
Source: the annotation of a GenBank genome assembly
AUGCGGUUUGGUUUCCCUGCCUGGCGUGCCUGCCCUCUUUCAGUCCACGUGGUACUCGUAUUAGCUAACUGGCAACGGGUCCUGUUAAGCGCUUCGCCUCGUUCCCUCCUAACACAAACUGCUCUGUGUAGCAACCGCAACAGCGCAAGCGAAAGUGUCUCACGCCUCCCUUUCUAUCGUGGUACUGAGAGGGACGGUCUUGACUUUCUUGAUUUGGAAGAUCGCCACACCUAUUCCUUCUACUCCCCACAAGGCCCGUUCAACAUACCUGAGGAGAGACGUAGAAGCAGGUUGGGGGGAGGCUUCGAUGGGCAAGCGGAACUUGAACGAAAUUCCGUCCGAAGGCAAGUAGUUAAGAACAAAAGCUCGAGCAUACAGCGGAAAGCAUACGCCUUUGGGCAAAAGGAAGCAUUAUCCGCUGGCACAAGAAUAGCAAACAGACCAGUACAACGCUUGACUGAUCAUCGAGGACCCUACCGGGCAAGAGCCCCCUUUCUCGAUCGAACCGGGCUGCUGCUAUCACAAAUCUCUAUUCGUGCUCGAGAGCAUUUGGUUCCUGGCAUCCGAUUACGAGCUUUCUUGAUCGGUCUCACUUGCCAUCUUCGGUAUUGGACUUUGCUUAUCUACGAUGAAACUUUCUAUGCUCGUACCUACCACUUGUUCCUAAAUCUUCGCUUGGAAAAGCAAAAACUAUCCAACCCUUUCGGAAAAGCGGCGUUCCAGCCUAGCAGAAAAGGGGUUGAUGCACCUCCAUCCAAUUUCAACAACUACUUGGGGCUAUCUACUCCAACUGGCUCGCGGGUAGCGAUAAGGACAGGAUGGACUGGUGGAAAUGCAACUACUGGUACGAAUGCUGGUACAAGGGCACUGGCUAAAAAUGGCUGUAAGAGAACUCUCCCACGGGAUGGAGUGGAUGGAUUGUCCCUUGCUUGCUGUCAACUUAAUGCGCUUACCUUACUAUGGAAAUAUAUAGCCCUAUCGUUUAUCCCCUCCCCUAUUGGACUGGAUGGAAGAGAACUCCCAGGUAUAAGGGAUUAUCUUAAGGCAGGGCUUUCCUCAAGAACUAGGGUUAUUCAGCUCUUGCGCCCUGGGCCAAUCAGGGGAAAAGCCGAGUCUGCUCCUGCGCCAUUAGCAGAUCGAGGGCAUAAAAGACUUCUGGCAGCUAGAAAGACGAUCGAUGCCAGAUUUGGCACAACGACUCGAAAAAGACCCUUUGCGAAUUGCCCCCUUUAUAGUCCUGAGAUUGGGAAAUACCUCCUUACGCGGCUUCCUUCUCCGGCUUUAAGGACUCGAAGCUACUUCCGUAGAAGGAACAUAGAAAGGCUCUGA